Messenger RNA from Danaus chrysippus (African queen), 498 nucleotides. NCBI's taxonomy places the organism in Eukaryota, Metazoa, Arthropoda, Insecta, Lepidoptera, Nymphalidae. The record is from the annotation of a GenBank genome assembly.
AUGUCCAACAAAAGAGCAAUCAAAGAAGUAAAUCGCACAAUACAGGAAAUUAAAGGCAAUCAGAAUAUUAUGAGCAAGAUGGUGGUACUUUCAGCUGGCGAGCUUAGAGAAAUUUUUCCGAUUAUUAGGAGGGAUACGUUGGCAGAUGAAAUAUCAAAACAUCUGUAUUUUAGAUCCCAGAAGCGAGUGCACAUAACAACGUUUGGAUUUUCAACAGUGUCAAUGGAAUGUUACUCAACGGGUCACAAGUUCGUUUUGGAUGACUAUGAUGCAACUUACAAGCUGGCGAUAAGAAUAUUAAGAGGACUGUGUCUUAAAUUAACAGACGAAAAGGAAUCUAAAGCAUUCAGAGCGCCGGUGUUGGGGAGGCUCUAUAUAACAGCGGUUCACAAGUUCGUUUUGGACGACUAUGAUGCAACUUACAAGCUGGCGAUAAAAAUAUUAAGAGGACUGUGUCUUAAAUUAACAGACGAAAAGGAAUCUAAAGCAUUUAGGUAA